Molecule: messenger RNA, 2132 nt
Organism: Manis javanica (Malayan pangolin)
Lineage: Eukaryota; Metazoa; Chordata; Mammalia; Pholidota; Manidae
Source: RefSeq, a predicted model, not a curated record
GGGAGAGGAAAGCUUGGGGAAGGAGGGGGCCCCUAAGCCUGGAGCCACUCACUCAGCAAAUAUUUAUUGGGUGCCUACGAUGUGUCAAGCACUGUUCAGGGCACCAUGCAUAGAGUGGUGAGCAAGCCAAAGUCUUCCUCACGGGGCUUAUGUUCUAGUGGGAAGAAACAGGAGGUGAACAAGAAGACUCACAAAUAAGAUCAUUUCACAUGGUGGGGACUGCCCAACCGCCCCCGCAGACGCCCAUGGUUCAGUGCUCACCAGGCUCCAGCCUGCCCCAGCAUCCCCCGCGCGGCGAAGAUGGGUGCCCCAGGGAAUCUGGCCACCAUGCCACCGCCUCUCCUCCUCUUCUUCCUCCUCUUCCUUACCCCUGUGGGGGUCAGGCCUCAGAAACCGCUGCUGGUGAAGGUUAAAGAAGGCGACGCUGCAGUGCUGCUGUGCCCCGAUGUCACCCGUGAAGUGCUGGCCUUGUCUCAGAACAAGUCGGAAGCCUUCACGAAGCUGGACCGAGAGCUACCAGACCUGGGCAUCCAGCUGCUCAUCUUGAAUGUCACUGACCAGAUGGGGGGCUUCUACCUGUGCGAACUGGGGCCCCCUUCUGAGCAGGCCUGGCAGUCUGGCUGGACAGUCAGCGUGGAGGGCAGUGGGGAGCUGUUCCGGUGGAAUGCUUCAGACCUAGGUGAGCCAGACUGUGGCCUGGGAAACAGGCCCUCUUCUGGUCGUCCCCUAAGCUCUCAGCUGUAUGUGUGGGGCAGAGACCAUCCUGAGAUCUGGGAGACAGACCCUGCAUGUCCUCCACCUAGGGGCCACAAGGAAGAUCUCACCGUGGCCCCUGGCUCUACACUCUGGCUGCCCUGUACGGUACCCCCUGCCUCCGUGGCCAGAGGCCCCAUCUCCUGGACCCAUGUGCACCCCAAGAGGUCUAACAUCUCAUUGCUGGGCCUAAACCUGAGGGAGGAUGCCCCAGUCAGAGAGAUGUGGGUCCUGGGCACCCUCAGGGGAGGGGCUGUACUGUUGCUGCCCCAGGCCACAGCUCAUGAUGCUGGAACCUAUCACUGUUACCAUGGCAACACAACCAUCAAGAUGCGGCUGAAGGUCACUGCCCAGUCAGCAGUAAAGUAUUGGCUCCUGAAGAACGGUGGCUGGAAAGUCCCUGUUGUGCCUUUAGUUUAUCUGAUCUUCUGCCUGAGUUCCGUGGUGGGCUUUCUUCAUCUUCGAAGAGCCUUGAUCCUGAGGAGGAAAAGAAAGCGAAUGGUUGAUCCCACCAGAAGGUUCUUCAAAGUGACACCUGCCCCGGGAAGCGGAGCCCAGAACCAGUACGGCAACGUGCUCUCCCUUUCCACGCCCACCGCUGGCACGGGACGCGCCCUGCGGUGGGCUGCUGGCCUGGGGGCAGCUGUCCCGUCCUACGGAAACCCGCGCAGCAACGUCCAGGAGGCCAGAGCGGAGGGGUCCCGGAGCCCGCCGACAGCAGGCCCAGAAGAAGAUGAAGGGGAGGCCUAUGAGGAGCCAGACAGUGAGGAGGGCUCUGAAUUCUACGAGAAUGACUCCAAACUUGGACAGGACCAAUUGUCUCUGGAUGGCAGUGGCUAUGAGAACCCUGAGGAUGAAGCCUUGGGUCCUGAGGAUGAAGACUCCUUCUCCAACGCAGCUGAGUCUUAUGAGAAUGAGGAUGAAGAGCUGGCCCAGCCAGUCACCAGGACAAGAGACUUCCUGAGCCCUCAUGGAUCAGCCUGGGACCCCAGCAGGGAAGCAACCUCCCUUGGGUCCCAGUCCUAUGAGGAUAUGAGAGGGAUCCUGUAUGCAGCCCCCCAGCUCCGCUCCCUUCGGGGCCAGCCUGGUCCCAGUCAUGAAGAAGAUGCAGACUCUUAUGAGAACAUGGAUAAUCCUGAUGGGCCAGAACCAGCAUGGGGAGGAGGGGGCCACAUGGAGACCUGGAGCCCUAGGUGAUUCCCUUCAGCCUGGGCCCCCUCAGGCCCGAGAUCCACACCCAACCCUGAAAUCUGGGGCCCCCAGCAGAUGGUGUCCACCUCUGAAGUGAUGUUGCACAGGAUUUGUGUAUGUGUGUGUGUGUACAGAAGUGAAACUCUGGCCCCCUUUGUGAUCUCCAAAUAAACUCAUGAGCUCUUCCA